This is a messenger RNA of Lolium perenne, 758 nucleotides long. RefSeq lists its product as uncharacterized. The record is from RefSeq and is a predicted model, not a curated record. Lineage: Eukaryota; Viridiplantae; Streptophyta; Magnoliopsida; Poales; Poaceae.
GUGUAAGGUUUGCAUCGGGCAACAGAUAAAUACGGCACCCAGCGGAUGGGCAUAGCACCAGAAGAGCUAGAUUCAGUUUUCUUUCUACAUCACCACAGGCAGCUUCAGGAGCUGCAUUCACUAUUGUCGGCUCCAAGCCUCCAAUACAGAUUGUCCAGGUCAAACGACGGUAUUGCCCUCGGUUUCAGAGCUCCAACGCUGCUGUAUAAGACCCCACAGAGGCACGAACAGUACUGGCGCAGAGAGUAUCACCGCAGACACUGAUUCGGAAGAAGCGCGCCGGAGAUGGAGAAGAAGGGAGCUGCCGCCGCCCUGUGCGUGCUCCUCCUCGUGAUGCUGUCCGGGCAGCUGCAGCAGCAGGUGGCCGCCAUGUCCUUCUGCGACUGCUACCAGCAGUGCCACCCCUGGUGCAGCCACAACACUCCAUGGUGGCUCUGCAACGUCGGCUGCGCCGGCAGCUGCAGCGGCGGCGACAGGCACGACACCCUCGCCGCCUGCACGAUGGUCUGCAGCACGGACAUAGUCUGCGGAAACGGGGCGGCGCCCGCCGAGGCAGGUGGUGUUGAGGAUUGCGUACGUGAGUGCAACAAGAGGUGGGGCUGACGCCAAGCAAUCUCAAAAUAAAGAGUCGAAGGGCUGGUGGAUCAUGUUCAUGGGAUCUCAUAUGAUGUUGAACUUCUGUGGUUUUUGCACCAAUCAAUAAGUGUUUCCCUUUGGGGAGGUUUGAGAAUUCAAAGUGAAUGCAGUUAUCAUCCAAA